Molecule: messenger RNA, 1971 nt
Organism: Stomoxys calcitrans (stable fly)
Lineage: Eukaryota; Metazoa; Arthropoda; Insecta; Diptera; Muscidae
Product: neprilysin-2
Exons: 1
Coding region: 68-1969 (633 amino acids)
Biological process (GO): protein processing
Cellular component (GO): plasma membrane
Molecular function (GO): metalloendopeptidase activity
Source: RefSeq, a predicted model, not a curated record
CUCAUUUUUAUAUUCGCUGCGAAAACUUGUAAAGAAAAAUUGUGAAAAAGAAACUGUUAAUAAAAUAAUGUUUAAAAUAUGGGGAUUUUUAUGCCUAUGUGGCAUAUCGAUUUCAUGGGGCCAUGUUACCUUUUCGCCAAGCUUCAAGCAAUUGCAAAUGAUCGAAGAGUCCAUGAACUCCAGCUAUGAUCCUUGUGAAGACUUCUAUCAUUAUGCCUGUGGCUAUUGGCAAAGCAAAUAUGCCACCGCUGACUACAAUGAGAUGAUGGGCUUGUUGGAACAUCAAAUUAAUGAGGAGUUGAAGAAAUUGCUGGAUAAAGAGGACGAUCUACUAGAUGAGAGUGAAAGUGCCUUGGGAAAACUGAAGCUGUAUUAUGAAUCCUGCAUGAUGAAGGAGAAUGAGUUUUUGUUAAACUAUUUUGAUUAUGUGAAACCGGCAGCAGAUUCACAAUGGCCUUUAUUGCAAGUUUUGGAGGAAUAUGAAAGCGAGGAUUGGGAAUGGCCUGCAGAAGGCUUUGACAUUUACAAGUUAUUGGGAAUUUUGCAAAGCUAUGAUUUUAAUAAUGUUUUGAUCAAAAUAGGCUUUCAUCGUUUAUGGAAUGGUACUCUGCAGAUACAUUUUGAAGUACCCCAGGCAAAUGAGGCAGUUGAGGCUACUGUGGAAGGUAUAGCCAAUGCCAUGAUUUUUCUGAAAUUUCCUCAAGAAUUAGCCCAUAAAUAUGCUGAAGAGUUUAUGGAAAGUCAAGAUUUUUGGAAAGACAACUAUCAAAGCUAUGAAAAGGAGUCAGAGUCCGAAAAUCAAGAGUAUCUUAGUUAUGAGGAAUUGGCAAAGCAACAUCCUGAACUGCAUAUACUAAUUGAGGCCAUGUUACCUGGCAAGAUGACACCGGAAGAUAUGGUGUUUAUUACAAACAAGGAUUAUUAUCAAUUUCUUAAGGAUUAUUUGGCCUCCACUAUGGCUUCCCAGAAUAUCACAAAAAUUGUCAAUUAUCUACAAAUGAAAUUUUUGGAUUUCUUAUAUCAGGAUGCGAUUAAUGAUUGUGUCAAAGAGGUACAGGAUAAAAUGGAUAUGGCCUUGAGCUAUAUGUACUUCAAAGAGAAAAGUAAGAUCAAGGAAGAAAAUUAUAAUGCCGAAAUACUGAAGAUUGUAGCAAAAAUCUAUACAAAUCUAUUACAAUUGCUUAAUGAAAAUCACAGUAAAUUGGAGUCUUCGCUGGUAGACAAACUCAAGGAGAAAAUAUUUCAUUUGAAACUCAACAUAGGCAAUUUGCCUGAAAAGGUGAGCGAAUCCAAAAUCGAUGAAUUUUAUGACAAUGUCAAGGAUUUACUGGAGAAUAAUUAUUUCAAAAAUCAUUUAAUUCUGCUGAGACAUCGUUUUUUUAAACGCCUACUCAACUAUCAAAAGCAAACUUACAGCUUGUCCCAUUUUACUUCCACCGGCUAUGAUGAGGAUGUCAAUAUGGUGGUCGUACCCUUUGGCUAUUUGCAGGAGCCUUUGUACCAUCAAGACUAUGAUGAUAUAUUCAUAUGGUCCUUAUUGGGGUAUCUUAUGGGGCAUGAAUUCAGUCACUCCCUGGAUCAAACUGGCCUAAAGCAUGAUGCCCAGGGUAUGGAGACUACUAUGUAUCAGGAUAUCUUGGAAAGUAAGCAAUUUCUGGAGACCAUGGAUUGCUUAGAGGCCCAGCACGAAGGCUCCAAUGUAGCAGAACGUUUUGCUGAUACCAUAGGCAUACGUCUGGCCUUUCGUGCCUAUGUCAAUGAUAAUCGCUCUCAUCUACAGCCUCGUUUCACUUAUAUACCCUGGAAUCAGUUGUUCUUUUUGAAUACUGCCCAAUUCUAUUGUGGCAGCAAUGAUGAAGAUGCCGUUACAUUACAUCAAAUCGUUAAGAACUCGGAGGAUUUUGCCCAGGCUUUCCAGUGUCCCUUGGGUAGCAGUUUAAAUCCUGAGAAAAGGUGUCGUCUAUUUUAAGG